CGCGCUGGAGAAGUGCAGUUCCCCCUGGUUACCAAUUCGCCUGUUCUCCCCCUGCGCUGCGGGAGCCCUUGAAGAGCACUCUCCAAAGGCGGAGCUGUACCUCCUUACAGCGCCUCCGCUGGUGUUGCAUCCACCCGGAGCUAGUGUGCUGUCUUCCUCCUCCACCACUGACAGGCGCGCUCAGGGAACCGCUGACCGCGAUGUCAAGCGAGGAAAGCUACCGGGCCAUCCUGCGUUACCUGACCAACGAGCGCGAGCCGUACGCGCCUGGCACCGAGGGCAAUGUCAAGCGUAAAAUCCGCAAGGCCGCCGCCUGCUACGUGGUGCGCGGCGGGACUCUGUAUUACCAGCGGCGGCAGCGGCACCGCAAGACCUUUGCGGAGCUGGAAGUGGUGCUGCAGCCGGAGCGGCGCCGGGGCCUCAUCGAGGCAGCGCACCUGGGCCCUGGAGGCACUCACCACACCCGGCACCAGACCUGGCACGACUUGUCCAAGACGUACUGGUGGAGAGGUAUAUUAAAGCAGGUCAAAGAUUACAUUAAACAGUGCAGCAAAUGCCAGGAAAAAUUAGAUCGCUCUCGUCCGAUAUCAGAUACUUCAGAAAUGUUGGAAGAAUUGGGACUAGACCUUGAAUCUGGAGAAGAAAGUAAUGAAUCAGAAGAUGACUUGAGCAACUUUACUUCGCCUCCAGCCACAGCCUCCAAGUCUUCCAAAAAGAAGCCAGUGUCCAAACAUGAACUUGUAUUUGUUGACACCAAAGGAGUGGUAAAACGUUCUUCUCCAAAACAUUGUCAGGCUGUCUUGAAACAGCUGAAUGAACAGAGACUUUCCAACCAGUUCUGUGAUGUUACUUUAUUGAUUGAAGGAGAAGAGUACAAAGCUCAUAAAUCUGUUUUGUCAGCUAAUAGUGAAUAUUUUCGAGACCUUUUUAUUGAGAAAGGAGCUAUUUCCAGUCAUGAGGCUGUGGUAGAUCUUUCUGGUUUUUGUAAAGCAAGUUUCCUUCCUUUGCUGGAAUUUGCCUAUACUUCUGUACUCAGUUUUGACUUCUGUAGCAUGGCUGAUGUAGCCAUCUUAGCUCGUCAUCUUUUCAUGUCAGAAGUUUUAGAAAUUUGUGAAAAUGUACAUAAACUAAUGGAAGAGAAACAGCUUACAGUGUAUAAGAAGGGUGAAGUACAAACAGUUGCAUCAACCCAGGACUUACCAGAACACCACGGAGGUGCAGCACCUGCUACAGCUAGCAGUGAGGGAACCACAACAACUUUAUCUAAUGAACUUGGAGACUGUGAAAUUGUGUUCCUGGUAAAUGGAGACUUGCCAGAAACUGAACAGAAUGGAGAGCUAGGACAACAGCCUGAGCCCCAGGUUUCUUCAGAGCCUGAAGCUCCUCUGUCAUCUGUAGAAUGUAUAAAUAAUUCUCAUGCAGAAAUGGAGUCUAUUGAUUUAAUAACAAAAAACAACCAGCCAGAGCUAGAAACUUCAGACAUUAGAGAAGAUGACACAGUUUCUGAUAUUCAUGCUAAACUUUCAAAAGAGACUGUAAUCAUCAGCUCCCAAGAGAACAGUGACAUGGAAAAUGAUGUAUCAACUGAAGAUACAUGUACUGAAGAUAUUUCAAAAGACAGGGAGAACCUUGACCAAGCUUUAAAAGAUCAGGAAAAUCUAGUUGCACCAACAGAAAAGACAGACCCAAAUCCUGAUGAUACUUACAGAAGCAGGCUUCGGCAGCGGUCUGUCAAUGAAGGAGGAUAUAUCCGACUACACAAGGGUAUGGACAAAAAACUACAGAAACGGAAAGCCAUUCCCAAGUCAGCAGUUCAGCAGGUGGCCCAGAAAUUAGUUCAAAGAGGGAAAAAGUUGAAACAGCCCAAAAGGGAUGCUAAGGAGAACACUGAAGAAGCAUCCCAUAAAUGUGGGGAAUGUGGAAUGGUCUUUCAGAGGCGAUAUGCCUUCAUAAUGCACACACUAAAACAUGAGAGAGCUAGAGAUUACAAAUGUCCGUUGUGUAAGAAACAGUUUCAGUACAGUGCUUCACUGCGGGCACACCUGAUUCGACACACCAGAAAAGAUGCACCCACAUCAUCCUCGUCCAAUUCCACGUCGAAUGAGGCAUCCGGAACAUCGUCUGAGAAGGGCAGAACCAAACGUGAAUUCAUAUGUUCCAUAUGUGGAAGGACAUUGCCUAAGUUGUAUUCCCUCCGAAUCCAUAUGUUGAAGCACACAGGUGUAAAGCCACAUGCAUGCCAGGUCUGUGGAAAGACUUUUAUCUAUAAACAUGGUCUAAAAUUACAUCAGAGUCUCCAUCAAUCACAAAAGCAGUUCCAGUGUGAACUAUGUGUUAAGUCAUUUGUUACCAAACGGAGCCUUCAAGAACAUAUGAGUAUUCACACAGGAGAGUCAAAGUACUUUUGCUCAGUUUGUGGAAAGUCUUUUCACAGGGGCUCUGGACUCAGCAAACAUUUAAAGAAACACCAGCCAAAGCCUGAGGUUCGAGGCUAUCACUGUACUCAAUGUGAAAAGAGCUUCUUUGAAGCUAGAGAUCUUCGCCAACACAUGAACAAACAUCUUGGUGUGAAGCCAUUCCAGUGCCAAUUUUGUGAUAAGUGCUAUAGUUGGAAGAAAGACUGGUAUUCCCAUGUGAAGUCUCAUUCUGUCACUGAGCCUUACAGGUGUAAUAUAUGUGGCAAAGAAUUUUAUGAAAAAGCUUUGUUCAGAAGGCAUGUAAAGAAAGCCACCCAUGGGAAGAAAGGAAGAGCAAAGCAAAACCUCGAACGAGUGUGUGAACAAUGUGGAAGAAAAUUCACUCAGCUGAGAGAGUAUAGGAGACAUAUGAACAACCAUGAAGGAGUGAAGCCAUUUGAGUGUUUAACAUGUGGAGUAGCUUGGGCUGAUGCCCGAUCUCUAAAACGCCACGUUCGAACACAUACGGGAGAACGGCCCUAUGUCUGUCCUGUGUGUAGUCAAGCCUACAUAGAUGCACGAACACUACGUAAGCAUAUGACUAAAUUCCAUACAGACUAUGUGCCUUGCAAAAUUAUGCUGGAAAAAGAUACCCUUCAGUUUCAUAACCAAGGAACUCAAGUGGAACAUGCUGUUAGCAUCUUAACUGCAGACAUGCAGGAACAAGAAAAUAGUGGUCCUCAAGAACUUGAGACUGUGGUGGUAACAGGAGAAACUAUGGAAGUUCUUGAAGCGGUUGCAGCUACUGAAGAGUGUCCAUCAGUAUCUACACUUUCUGACCAAAGUAUUAUGCAAGUGGUUAAUUAUGUGUUGGCACAACAGCAAGGACAGAAGCUAUCUGAAGUUGCAGAAGCUAUUCAAACUGUUGAAGUAGAAGUGGCACAUAUUUCAGAAGCAGAAUGAAUAUAGUAAUGAUAAAAAGAAAAUCUCAUGUACACUGAACUCACAGAACAUUUGUUUACAAUUCAUUUUGACUGUCUCUUUAGAGUUUUUAUGUCAAAGCUCUGGACUAUCAGUGAUUUUUCUAAACUGUGUACCAGUGAGUUCUGUAGGAAAGUCUAUUUACUGGAAAGAAAUUAAAAACAAAUCUAUUUGAUGGCAGUGGUUCAUCAUGGUAUACCUUUUAUGAAUUUGGGUUUAUAAAUGGCUAUACUAAGUCUGAAGCUGUACAGUUUCACUUGUAUUUUGACAUUAUUAUAUAUUUUGAGUUUAAAAAGCUGAACCAGUUGAACGCUUUUCUUCUGUUUUAUUCUCAAACUGUAAAGGUUCUGUGAUUUCAGUUGCCCUCUUCAUAAAAUUCUAAUAUAAACCACUUCAGUAGGAUUCAUAGGUAUACUAUAGUUUUUGAUGCUUUAGAUCUGGUGAUUCUUGGCUAUUUAUUUUAAUUCCUUCUAAGUCAGGGAUUCUUUAUUCUAUUUUAAAGCACUUAAUGAGUUACAUGUUGUAAUCAAGUUUGCACAAUGUAUUUAUCUAUAUGGGAAACUCGUAAAUGAAUAGCUAAUUUUUAAAUGCCAUUAAAAUGCAUGAAAUGCCUAUUAAAGCCUUACGAUACUAUCUCUUCAAGGCAAGUAAUUGACCAUGAGAAAAGAGUACUGUUAUAAAAUUGUUAGGAAAUAAAAAUCUUAAUUUUUUUUGCAGAAAAAUGAACAAGUUAGGUUUGGUAUGUUUUCAGUUCAUAUCAUGUUUAAUUUUGUUGAACAACUGCAGUUGAGAAAUAGGGUAGCAAUAUAGAUAUCUACAGCAGUCCUGUGGAUACUAUAAAAUUAUCAGGUAAUUUCAGAAUUUUGAAAAUUCUUAAAAUGUAGCCCUCAUGAUACUAAAUUAAUUAUGGUUCUACCAAAUUUUUGAAAAUAUUUUGAAAAGUUACCUGAAAACUAAAUUAUAUUAAUUCAUGUGUUUGAUUUUUAAAUUCUCACCUCUUCAAGCUAUCCAAUUUUCUGAUUUUCAGAAUAGGCAUGGGGAGAUGCCAAUGUCUCUCUAGGGAACUAUUUAAACUAUAAUUUUUUAAAUUAAGUUUUUAGGUGUUAUAAGAUAUAAAAUUAAGAUUUAAGCAGAUCAUAUGUAAGUCAUUCCUGAAGCACAAGAGAAGAAUGUGCCUUGAUGUACAUAUAUUAUUCCUGUUUACUUUAAAAAUGGCUUUAAUAAAGAAUAAAGAAUAAAUGUGAUAGCUGUGCAUGCAUUAUACUUGCAUACUUAUAAUAUUUGCAUUUGCAAAUUUUCUAUUGUUUUCAUAGCUGUGACUGACUUUCAGUUUUAAGAAGUGAAUCAACAUACAGCCCAUAACUUUAAAUGGCUGCUUGUUGUAUCUUUCAGUUAAUGAAAAAAUAUUACAACCCAAAAUUUGAAAUUGUCUUUCAUGUUCCAUUUUCACCAUUGUUAUUAGAUUUAGUUAAAUGUAUAAGAACAUUAAUGUAUGUCAUAAAUGUGUAAAUAAACGAUGUUGAAUCUUGUUUAAAAGCAUA
Heterocephalus glaber (naked mole-rat) is the source of this 4918-nucleotide messenger RNA. RefSeq names its product zinc finger and BTB domain containing 11 (gene Zbtb11). Gene Ontology annotation, cellular component: nucleus. Gene Ontology annotation, biological process: regulation of transcription by RNA polymerase II. Lineage: Eukaryota; Metazoa; Chordata; Mammalia; Rodentia; Bathyergidae. Gene Ontology annotation, molecular function: protein binding; DNA-binding transcription factor activity, RNA polymerase II-specific. The record is from RefSeq and is a predicted model, not a curated record.